This is a messenger RNA of Eurytemora carolleeae, 621 nucleotides long. RefSeq lists its product as uncharacterized. The coding region runs from base 16 to 414 and encodes 132 amino acids. NCBI's taxonomy places the organism in Eukaryota, Metazoa, Arthropoda, Copepoda, Calanoida, Temoridae. The transcript is spliced from 5 exons. The record is from RefSeq and is a predicted model, not a curated record.
AUUGUUACACUUAAAAUGUUUCAGGUCGUUAUUUCAAAGUCUCGUGUUACAGAGAUCAAAUACAGUUCCCAGUCUGCACCGGUGGGUCAUGACUCUCAAGUCUCAGUUCCUCCUAGGAUCCCAAGGAGUGUAGACGUAUACAAAAUUCAGAAGAUUUACAAUACAACAAGAAUGAAAGUCAAUUUACUGCUUACCCUGUUUUCUCUGAUUGGUGUGUCCCAAUCCAGCUAUUAUCACCAGUGUAAGCAGGCUCGAGAAAAUUGUUGUGAUAGCACUUUUCAAGUUCCAGAAAUAAGUCUUCGAAGAUGUUUCGAGAAAAACUUCUGUGGUUCAGCUCUCGCUAAUUUAUGUUCACCAGCAGAGAUUCAGCUAAAUGAGGAUGUCCAGAGCAAGAAAGCUAAAAAUGCAAGAUAGAAAGGUGUCUAUGCUUGUUCCAGCGCAUUUUGCUGUACACUGUACACAGAAGCACACUAGCUGUACACUGUAGACAGAAGAAUACUAGCUGUACACUGCACAAUAUAGUGUAUAGAAAUGUACACUAUACACCAAGGAGAAUUGAAUACAAGGAGGGGGCAAUAGGGUUUCCGUACACUUUGCUGUGACGUAUUUGGGCUGCUGGAG